AUGUCAGCUAUGGCUUGGGCAUCAGCGCUGCUGCUCUUGCUUCUCAUGGACUGGGCGCUGCUCCGUCCGGCGCUGCCUCAGCUCCUGCUUGUGUUCUUGCCCACCGGGCCUCCGCUUCUCCGGCUCUGGGUGGCUGGCCUGGGCCGUUGGGGGAUGUUGUGGCUGGGAGCUCAUUGGACCACUAAGCAGGAAGGGGUCGGCGCUAAAAGUUGGAGGACUGCGCUGGGGCCCCUAACGGCAGCGCUGCCCGGGCUCGCCUCGUUCAGGGCUCUGGGAGGGAGGGAGGCUCCAAGGGGUGGAGGCGAGUCUGGGCCGCUGCGCUGGGGGAGCCGGCUCGAUGCUUUCGCUCUCAGCUAUGCCGUGGCACUGCUGGCGCUUUUCCUGUGGCAGAAACUUGGAGAUCUUUGGGUGCCGGGGAGUCCCAAAGGCUCGGGGUGCAUCAUACACCGGCUGCUGGGCUUCCUGAGCCCAGAACUGCGUCGCUUCCCACUAGUGAUGCUCUUCCUCCUGUUGUCCUGUCUAGGACAGACUGCUAUCCCAUUCUUUACUGGUCGCUUCACAGACUGGAUCCUGCAGGAUGAAGCAGCUGCUAUCUUCACCCGAAACAUUGCUUUCUUAUCGAUACUCAUGUUAGCCAGUGCUUUGUUAGAGUUCUUGGGUAAUGGAAUUUAUAAUUACACAAUGGGCCAAGCCCACAAUAACCUUCAGGAAAAAGUGUUCCUGGCUGUGCUGUCCCAGGAGGCUGACUUUUUUCAACAGAACCAAACAGGUGCUAUCACCUCUUGGGUGUCAGAGGACACAGACGUGCUGAGUGGCUCCCUGAGUGACACGCUAAGACUGCUCUUUUGGCACUUGUUUCAAUCACUGUGUCUGCUGGGACUUAUGUUUUGGGCAUCUCCAACACUCACUCUGGUCACACUGAUUGAUUUUUCUAUGCUAUUCUUCUUGCCCAAGGAGCUGGGCAAGUGGCAACAGGCCCUGGCAAUCCAAGUGCAGACAUCCCUCACAGAAUCAAGCCAGGUGGCUGUGGAGGCACCGUCUGCUAUGCCCACAGUCAGAAGCUUUGCCAAUGAGGAGGGAGAGGCACGGAAGUUUGCCCAUCAGCUCUAGAAGAUACAGAAACUUAAUCAGAAGUUUGCAGUGGCCUACAGUUUCAACUUGUGGACCACCAAUCUCUUAGGACUCCUGCUGAGGGUGGGCAUUCUGUACAUGGGGGGAAAGAUGGUGACCCAUGAGAAUGUGAGUAGAGGAGACCUUGUCAACUUUGUCCUUUACCAGAUCCAGUUUACCACUGCUGUUGAGGCAUUGCUUUCCACCUUGCCCAAUGCACAGAAGGCUGUGGGAGCCUCAGAGAAGAUCUUUGAGUACUUAGAUCGGAUACCUCAAUGCCCUUCCAGUGGUCUCCUGGCACCUCCUACCCUCCGUGGCCUGGUAGAAUUUCAAGAUGUCUUCUUUGCUUACUCUAACCAGCCAGAUGUCUUGGUCCUACAGGGAGUGACAUUCACUCUGUACCCUGGGAAGGUGACAGCACUAGUGGAGCCCAAUGGGGCUGGGAAGAGCUCAGUGGCUGUAUUGCUGGAAAAUCUGUAUCAGCCUACAAAGGGCCAGCUGCUGCUGGAUAGAAAGCCACUGCCCCAAUACCAGCACCGAUACCUGCACUCACAGGUAGCUGCAGUGUCACAAGAGCCACAGCUGUUUGGACAGAAUCUAUAUGAAAACAUAGCCUAUGGGCUGGGCCGGAAGCCAGAGCUAGAGGAGAUCAUGGAGGCUGCCAGGCAGGCUGGAGCUCACAGUUUCAUCUCUCAGUUGCCUCAGGGCUACUACACAGAGAUAGGAGAGUCUGGGAGCCAGCUGUCAGGUGGUCAGCGGCAGACAGUGGCCCUGGCUUGGGCUCUGAUCCGGAACCCUCGGAUCCUCAUCCUAGAUGAUGCUACCAGUGCCCUGGAUACAGACAAUCAGUUAUGGGUGGAGCAGCUUGUGUAUGAGGCCCCCAGGAGGGCCUCUCAGGCAGUGCUACUCAUCACCCAGUGUCUCAGCUCUGUGGAAAGGGCUGACCACAUACUCUUCUUGGAGGAGGGGGUCAUUCAGGAGAGUGGGACCCAUAGGCAGCUUAUGGAGAAAAAGGGCCGAUACUGGACCAUGGUGGAGGCCAUAGGUGGGAACUCAGCUCCUCAGGAAUGA
Phascolarctos cinereus (koala) is the source of this 2181-nucleotide messenger RNA. The record is from RefSeq and is a predicted model, not a curated record. NCBI's taxonomy places the organism in Eukaryota, Metazoa, Chordata, Mammalia, Diprotodontia, Phascolarctidae.